Molecule: messenger RNA, 414 nt
Organism: Guillardia theta CCMP2712
Lineage: Eukaryota; Cryptophyceae; Pyrenomonadales; Geminigeraceae
Exons: 2
Coding region: 1-414 (137 amino acids)
Source: RefSeq, a predicted model, not a curated record
AUGCUUGCAGGAAGAGCGAUACUAGAAGAGCUGAUACUAGAAGAGCUGAUACUACAAGAGCUGAUACUAGAAGAGCUGAUACUAGAAGAGCUGACACUAGAAGAGCUGAUACUAGAAGAGCUGAUACUAGAAGAGCUGACACUAGAAGAGCUGAUACUAGAAGAGCUGAUACUACAAGAGCUGACACUAGAAGAGCUGAUACUACAAGAGCUGAUACUAGAAGAGCUGAUACUACAAGAGCUGACACUAGAAGAGCUGAUACUAGAAGAGCUGAUACUAGAAGAGCUGAUACUAGAAGAGCUGACACUAGAAGAGCUGAUACUAGAAGAGCUGAUACUAGAAGAGCUGACACUAGAAGAGCUGAUACUAGAAGAGCUGACACUAGAAGAGCUGACACUAGAAAAGCGAUACUAG